Aspergillus ibericus CBS 121593 is the source of this 1653-nucleotide messenger RNA. Its product is annotated as sugar porter family MFS transporter. The transcript is spliced from 2 exons. Gene Ontology annotation, molecular function: carbohydrate:proton symporter activity. Bases 1 to 1653 code for a protein of 550 amino acids. Lineage: Eukaryota; Fungi; Ascomycota; Eurotiomycetes; Eurotiales; Aspergillaceae. The record is from RefSeq and is a predicted model, not a curated record. Gene Ontology annotation, biological process: carbohydrate transport; transmembrane transport. Gene Ontology annotation, cellular component: membrane.
AUGAGAUCUUACACCGAACUACCCCAGGAUCCUGAGCGUCGGGAUUCCCAUCCCCGCCAUCCGCCGCCACCCGACAGCCAUGCCGUCUUCCGCCUCUACUGGCUCACGGCGAUCGUCUGCUGCGGCGGCCUUCUCUUCGGUUAUGACUCGGGGGUGAUUGGCGGAGUCCUCACCUUUGACUCCUUCCACCGUUCUUUCCGAUAUACCACCGCCGAUGAAACCCGGGUUAGCUCCAUAGCAGUAGGUAUCCAGCAAGCCUCCGCGCUGCUCGGAAGCCUGCUCAUCUGGCCUUUGACGAACCGCCAUGGUCGCCGCCCAGCUAUGGCCCUCUGCUCCCUCAUUUUUUGCACCGGGGUGCUCUUCGAAGUCCCCGAUACCCACUCCUUAACCGUCUUCUACGUGGGCCGCGUCAUCUGCGGCCUGGGGAUCGGCGGCUCCGCAACCGUCAUCCCCAUCUACCUGUCGGAGAUGAGUCCCACAGACCAGCGCGCCCGCCUCGGUAGUUGCUACCAGUUCACCUUCACGAUCGGCAUCUUCGUCUCCUACUGGAUCGACUACGGCAUGCAGUUUGCCCCCGCCAAUGCCCUGCAAUGGCAGAUCCCGCUGGCCGUGCAGCUCAUCCCAGGUGCGCUCAUGGGCUUGGGGAUGCUCACUCUCCGCGAAAGCGUACGCUGGCUCCUCUCGCACGACCAUGACAAGAACGAGGCCAGAGCCUGGGACAGCUUGACCUGGAUUCGCUCUUCGAGUGGGCCGGACGUACGCUUCGAGUUCCAGCAGAUGAAAUCCAGCAUUGAAAGCGACGUGCACGCAACCGCCGACUUCUCCCCGAAGGAACUGCUCACUCGAUCCAACAGCCAUCGACUCGCCCUCGGGAUCUCCCUCUUUAUCUGCCAACAAUCAACGGGAGCCACGGCCCUGGCUUACUUCGGCCCGCAGUUCUUCUCCCUUUUGGUCGGCAACGACGCCCAGCUCACCCUCCUGCUUACCGGUAUCUUCGGCGCACUCAAAGUAAUCAGCUGCCUAACCUUCAUCGUCUGGGUCGCGGACCGGUUCGGCCGACGCCCACUGCUCAUCCUCGGCGCCCUCGCCAUGUCCGUCUGCAUGAUCACCACCUCGGCCGUAGUAAAAUCUACCUCAGUUCCCACCCCACACCCAUCCACCAAUACCGCAAACCCGGACUCCCCCCGCAUCUCCCAGAGCGGCAUCACCACCGUCUCCCUCAUCUACCUCGCCAUCAUCUGCUACAACCUCUCCUGGGGACCCCUCCCCUGGCCCUGCACCGCCGAGCUCUUCAACGCCCGGAUCCGCGAACCGGGCGUCGCCAUCGGCGUCGCCGCCCAAUGGCUCACCAACUUCAUCUGGUCCUUCUCAACCCCGUACGUCCUCGCCGGCGCCAAAUGGGCUACCUUUUUAAUCUUUGGUAUCCUCGACGCCACCUUUGCCGUCUUCGUCUGGGUAUUCCUCCCCGAGACACGGGGCCGAGCCCUCGAGGAAAUCGACGCUUUAUUCGGCGACGAUAGAUCCCGCGGUUAUCACCACCAAGACUUACUCUCUGCCUCCCCGCUGGUCGGUGAAGAGGAACAGGAGCAGGAACAGAACGGUGAAGAGGUUCCCUGUCUAGGUAAACCGAGCGAGGAGCGAGAGGCGGUCUAG